This is a messenger RNA of Clonostachys rhizophaga, 3681 nucleotides long. NCBI's taxonomy places the organism in Eukaryota, Fungi, Ascomycota, Sordariomycetes, Hypocreales, Bionectriaceae. The record is from the annotation of a GenBank genome assembly.
AUGGAGGGCCGCAUCUAUAUCACAAUCGAUGACGAAGAUGACGAUGGAGACACCCACUGGGAAUCCUCGACUUUUGCGCCUCGUGUAGCGCGAGAGAAGGAACCCUCUCUGUUCGAUUCUUUGGGCGACCGGUACAAGUACUCAGACCCAAAAGUGAAGCUCGAGUCUCAAGAAACUCCAAUGGAGACUAUUUUCGAGCGCGCACCCGAUACUGAAAACGACGAUCAAGAAGAGCCCCAAGCCUCGCGGGAAGAAGAAAGCCCAACGAGCCAGGUUGACCAAGCCAUGCCGGACUUUGAGGCUCAAGACCAAGAGAAGUCGCAAAACCUGGACGAAGAGGAAACUUCGAAGGACGAAGUCGAUCAAACUAUGCCAGACAUUGAGGCUGAAAGCCAUGAAGAGCCUGAAGUCUUGCCUGAAGAAGAGCCAUCAGAGGAGUCGUCAGAGGAGCAGCCUGAUCAAGCGAUGUCAGAUACUGCGGCCGAGGGCCUGGGAGAGUCUCCGCGCCUAGUCGAAGAAGACUUUUCAAAGGAGCCAGUCAACCAUGCCAUCCCAGACAUUGGAACUCAUGACCAAGGAGAGCCCGAAGGCCCAGUUGACGAGGAAUCUCUCUUUUUCCAGGACGAAGAAGAUGAAGUAGACGCAGAAAUUGAACAAGAGCUUCCUAGUAAUACCACCCUGGAAGAUAAUCAAGCUGCCGAUAGCUUCGGUGAGGGACCUACUUCACCUCAAGUGGGCGAUCGUGCUACCAAUUUUGGGCACAAAGUGUCCACCUCCGGCCAAUUCAAGUUUGCGGGUGAUCUUUCAGACAGCGAAGAAGAACAAAACGAUGAGCAACAAGAUACGACAGAAAACCUGGGCAGCGAAAAUCCAGAUGAAGAGGAUGGUACACGCGGAGACGAGGGGACUGAAGAUUACGAGGAGCACUUUGGCGAAGGGUUUGACCAAGAUUUUGGCGAAGAUCAAGAGGAGGAGGAGGCACAACCAGUCGAUGAAGAAGUAGAGGGUGACGAUCAAGUCCCUGAUCACCAAGAGAAUUCUGGCCAAAGGCCAGACGAAGGCGAUGACGGGAGUGAAUACGAAGACACAGACUCUGAAGAGGAAUCAGACAACGAAAGCGCCAAUGCAAUGAAGACUCCAGCUUCUGAUGCCAAGGUCCCACGCGGCAAAAAAGCCAAGUCAAAAAACAAGGACCCAACGACGGCUUUCUUUGCACUAACAGCCAGGGAGUACUUCAGACGCAAGAAGGUGGCUGCAGAAGCCAAAACAGCCGGUGUGAAGCGGAAGUCUGAAACGCAAAAGUCGGCACCACCUAAAAGAAAGAAAUCGGCGAACCAGACGGGAUGGAGGGACAACGAGCCCUGCAUGAGGCUCGCUAAGAAGUUUCUCGAGACCGAGGACUUGCCCAAUGCUGCCAGUCAAGGGUCCCUGCCGAGCUUCGGAUCGAUAAAAGCUACUACACAAGCAGAUCAAUUCGCGCAGAUCAAAGCGAAGCUUCCUAAACACGGGGAUACUCGUCGUAUGGCUUCUCAGAACAAGGAUCUGAAAAUGGCUGUGAAGAGCUUUGGAUAUAAAAGGAUGCUCGCAGAUAAUGGACUCUGGGCUCAUAAAGAUAUGGAGACUAGUCUCUUUAACUACCAAGUCACGAUCACAUCUUGGAUGAUGGAGCGUGAAUGCUCCGGUUCCUCUCCCCUUGGUGGAUUGAUUGGAGAUGAAAUGGGAAUGGGCAAGACUCUGGUCAGCCUUGCUUGUGCUGUUGGCCAUCCUCCAGAAGCUGAGGAUAUCGAGGAAUUCUGCAAAGCUACUUUGGUAAUUGUGCCGAACAAAAUGGUUGCUCGCCAGUGGGUGGAUGAAAUCAGGAAGCAUUGCAAAGAGCAUAUCCGGAAUCUGGCUUGCAUUUACCGAUUCGGAGAUGAUUGCGCGCUAGACUUCUACAAAGAGAAGUUCUUUGUGCUUGCAACUUAUCGCGACAUUAUGCAUCAGCAUCCUGGCAUAGCCAAGGUUCAAGAAUGGAAAGAGAAAUAUGAAGACGACAAAGUGUCGUUCAAUCGCGAGUUCAGCAAAGCUGCUGGAGACCUUUUCAAGAUUGAUUGGUACCGAAUCAUACUUGAUGAGGCCCACCAGAUCAAGAACGUCAAAGCUCACAAAUUCUUCCCGUAUCUUAAGUUUCUGGGUUGCCCGUUCACUGAUUCAUCCUUAAAUUUCCACAACAAGUUCGUUGACGGAUUCCGAGGCAAGGAAAAUUUCGACGCCCUCGCCGGAUUAGUUAUGUACAGGAGGACAAAAAAAGACUCCUUUUUAGGACACAAGAUUCUUGAUCUCCCGGGCAAGCACAGUGAGGAUAUCUGGGUCUCCAUAACCCAAGAGGAGCAACUUAUCUACGAAGCCGUCUUUGAGCAUUACGAUAAGGCCAUCCGCCAAAUGAAGGCCAAAGAAAAAGAGAAGGGCUAUCUCACAGACAGGGAGAAGGAUCAGCUGUCCGAAAUCUACCUCGCUCAAUCCACCAGGCUUCGACAAACUGUGUCACAUCUCUUCGACAUAGAGCGUUUUUUUAGGGAAUCCAUCAAAGACGUCGAAUUGGAGUCUCUCAUGGAGAUUCUCAAUUCAAUAUCCGGGAAGGCAAAAUUGAUCGAUAAUCUGAAGCACCAAGAAGGAGUCGCGGGCUAUUCUCUAGGCUUGAAGAAACUGGAAGGACAGAAGGCCAACGUCUUUGGAGGCUCAUUUACUCUCGCAAACUUUCUCAAGAUAUCUCGGAAUGAGGUUCGGGUAAGAAGAAAGAGCUGCCGAUGCCUGAUUUGCAACAAAGACGAUAUGCCCAAGGAGCCCAUGAAGAGCUCCCCUUGUGGGCACAUUUAUUGCAUGGCAUGUCUUUGUAACAAGGUUGACGCAGAACGUGCCCGUGGAGGGGUGAAAUGUCUGCACACGAGUUGCACACAGCCCCUCAUGGCAGGAUGUACUGUCGACCUUUUUGACGGCAUCAUGACCAAGGCCAAAGACGACAAGAACUAUAAGGAGCCAGGUGAGGACAGCGUCGGCGCACGGAUCGCCAGAAAGAAGGAAGCAAAUGGUUUUUUUACCGCAUCUUGCUUCCAACCCAAACAAUUUGGGAUGCCCCCUAGCACAAAGUUGACUGCGGCUUUAUCCGUGAUCUUGACAUGGCAGGAGAAUCACCCAGAUGACAAGAUUUUAGUUUUCACCCAGUUUGUCAUGUCUGGAAAGAUUUUGGGCUACAUGCUGGGCCAGCUCGGGAUGGAGUUCCUCUAUCUUUAUGGCAGCAUCGAUGAUCGCGGGCGAAAGAAGGCCAUUGACGCUUUCAAGGCAGAACCCAAUAAGAAGAUUAUGAUUGUCGGGCUGAAGUGCGGCGGCCAGGCGUUGAACCUGACAGCAGCAAACCGAGUUAUACUUAUCGACCCCUGGUGGAACAACGUCCAAGAGAAUCAGGCCUUUGGUCGCGUAUGGAGACAUGGACAGACCAAGGAGACACAUUUGGUUCGCAUAUGGGCAAACACGCCUAUGGAUCAACAUAUUUUCGAGCUCCAGAACGACAAGGCAGCGUCAGUGGACUAUGCUCUGCAGGAUGAUAACCACAAGCCUGCAGUCCUGGACGACGGAAGGCUGCAGCAACUCUUUGCACCCAUCCAUAGAGUAAAGCCGAAGGCGGCAAAGCAGAAGAAAAAGUGA